GGGCUUUUGAUAGUCAAUUUACAAAUAUAGCCCUCAUUGAGCUAUAACUAAGGUAACAGCUGUCAACAAGUGUGAUAAUUUCUAGAAAAAAUGCUUUAGUUUUGCUCCACGGGUCAACUCUUUAAUGCCAGGUGUGGUAGAUAAUUUUUUUUAUCUUUUCUUCAAUUUAUUCAUAUUUAGCUUGAUCUCUCUCUAUCUCUUUCACUUUCUUCCCUUCCCCUUUAUGCGCUGGUCUCCUGUAUUUUUGCUUCGCCAUUGCCGGUCUCACUGCUGACGGUCGGGUUCUCUCCCGCUACAUGCGAUCCGAGUGCAUCAAUUAUAACUACACCUACGAAUCCCUUCUCCCCGUUGGCCGACUCGUUGUUCAACUCGCCGAUAAAGCCCAGUUCCACAUAUGCAAGAGUAAAGGUAUAUAACUAAUGGAUAAGUAUAGUCGUUCUGUGGGUUGGUCAAAGAAACUUGAAGUACAACAAGAGCCACAAAUCGUAAAAAAUAAAAGAUCUUAUAAAGAUUGGAGUGUGGAAGAAAAAGAAAAGAGGAACAAGCGUAGAAGAGAACUGUAUGCAAUAAAAAAGGGAAACAUGGCUGAGAAAAGAGAUGGAAAUAAAACAAAUACAUGUGACAAUUAUGUUAGAAACCAUGGAAUUGUUAUUAGAGAAACAACUGAUUCAGCAUGCCAAGCACAGGGUACUCCUGAUUAUGGAAUUUUUAAUAGUAGAAUAGGGAAGAGUCAACUAUCUAAAUUCAGUACUUUUGAGAUAGGAUCCACUUCAAUGUUAAGUUGUCUGCCAAAUUAUACAGGUAUAAAUAUUUUUUUUGUUAGAGUUGACAAACAAAUAAUGGUUACAUGUAUACUUAUUUGUGUACUUUUGAUCAUAGGUGAAGAUACUGUUACAAGUGUAUGUAACAAUAAUUCUAAUACAAGUUUAGCCUCAAUUAUUAGGAACAGUAACAUUAGAAAAAAAAUUAAUCUACAUGACUUACCUAUGGAAACUCAUCUUUUAACAUUGUCGACAUUGUGCAAAUAUUGUGGUGCAAAAAAGUUUCAAUAUGAAAGUAAAGGAUUUUGUUGUUCUGAUGGAGAAAUUGUGUUAAAAAUUAAUGGGACUCCUAAUAAUUUAUAUGAAUUAUUUACUUCAAAUUCAGAUGAAUCACAAAAUUUUAGAACUUAUGUACGAACAUAUAAUAGUAAUUUUGCAUUCACUUCAUUUGGUGUAAAAUAUGAUAAAGAUUUAUGUAGAAGUAAUAAAGGAAUUUACACUUUUAGAGUCCAGGGUCAGAUUUAUCAUUACAUCAAUCAAUUAGUUCCACCAGAUAACCAUCCUAAAUACCUUCAGUUAUAUUUCUAUGAUACAGAACAUGAAUUAGAAAAUCGAUUCAACUUUUCAGAUAAACUAUCAUUAUCCACCCUAAGCAAAAUAAUUGAUAUACUUAACAUAAAUCCAUACUCCCAGUUUUUUCGAAACCUGAGGUAUGUUUCUAAGUUAGAAAAUCACCAAAUCAAAAUAAGAUCCGAUCCAGGACUUGAUCAAAGAGUAUAUAAUACUCCUUCGGCAUCUCAAGUUGCAGCAGUAUGGGUUGAUGAUGAUCCAUCUGCAGAAUGUAUUACUCGUGAUAUAAAUGUUUUUUGUCAUAAUGGUCAAAUUCAUAAGAUUAACUAUUAUUUUGCCUGUUACGAUCCUUUACAAUACCCUUUAUUGUUCCCUUAUGGGGACAGUGGUUGGCACAAAGGUAUUCAAAAGAUUGCUAAACGAAAUCAAGCCUGUUGUUCUAAUGAGAAACUAAUUGAUUUUAGCCAAAUUCAUUCGCCAUCUGAAUUGUUAAUUUGUGAAGAAAGAGGUAAUUACAUUAGUAAUUAUUAUUUUUUCUUCCCUUUUAUUUUAAUUUUCAGUUAUGGGUUUUAAGUAA
Cannabis sativa is the source of this 1908-nucleotide messenger RNA. RefSeq lists its product as uncharacterized. The transcript is spliced from 4 exons. The record is from RefSeq and is a predicted model, not a curated record. NCBI's taxonomy places the organism in Eukaryota, Viridiplantae, Streptophyta, Magnoliopsida, Rosales, Cannabaceae. Bases 420 to 1904 code for a protein of 494 amino acids.